AUGUUUUUGGCUGUAAAGCGCGAAGUGAUAUCAGUACACGUUGGGCAAGCUGGUGUUCAAAUUGGAAAUGCCUGCUGGGAAUUGUUUUGUUUGGAGCAUGGGAUUCAACCCGAUGGACGUAUGCCAUCAGAUAAACAAAGUCAAAUUGACGACUCAUUCUCAACAUUCUUCUCAGAGACGGGCACUGGUCGUCAUGUUCCACGGGCAAUUAUGGUUGAUCUGGAACCAACUGUAGUAGAUGAAAUCAGAACUGGAACGUAUAAGCAACUUUUUCAUCCUGAGCAGAUGGUCACCGGUAAAGAAGAUGCUGCAAACAAUUAUGCACGAGGACAUUACACAAUUGGAAAAGAAGUAAUUGAUUUGGUGCUUGACCGCAUCCGUCGUUUGGCUGAGAAUUGCACUGGUCUACAGGGUUUCUUGAUUUUCCAUUCGUUUGGUGGAGGAACUGGUUCGGGUUUCACAUCAUUGUUGAUGGAACGAUUAUCUGUCGAUUACGGCAAAAAGAGCAAGUUGGAAUUCUCGAUAUAUCCUGCUCCGCAAGUUUCUACUGCUGUUGUGGAACCAUACAAUUCUAUACUUACGACUCAUACUACUCUUGAGCACUCUGAUUGCGCCUUUAUGGUUGACAACGAAGCUAUUUAUGAUAUUUGUCGUCGCAAUCUGGAUGUUGAAAGGCCGUCGUAUACAAAUCUUAAUCGGCUCAUUUCGCAGGUUGUUUCGUCAAUAACUGCCUCCCUUCGGUUCGAUGGUGCUCUGAACGUGGAUUUGACAGAAUUCCAAACAAAUUUAGUACCUUAUCCUCGUAUUCAUUUCCCUUUGGCAACUUAUGCACCUGUUAUAUCCGCGGAAAAAGCGUACCAUGAGUCGCUAUCGGUAGCAGACAUCACAAAUGCAUGUUUUGAGCCAGCCAAUCAAAUGGUUAAAGACCUAGCUGGUGGUCUGGUGUGUGAUCCUCGGCAUGGGAAAUAUAUGGCGGUAUGCCUUCUUUACCGCGGUGAUGUUGUACCGAAAGAUGUAAAUGCCUCUAUCGCCAGCAUUAAGACAAAGCGUACCAUUCAAUUUGUUGAUUGGUGUCCAACAGGUUUCAAAGUUGGUAUAAAUUAUCAGCCACCUACAGUUGUUCCUGGAGGCGAUCUGGCGAAAGUGCCUCGCGCUGUUUGUAUGCUUGCGAAUACGACAGCAAUUGCGGAAGCGUGGGCGAGGCUUGAUAAUAAAUUUGAUUUAAUGUAUGCGAAGAGAGCUUUCGUGCAUUGGUACGUCGGAGAAGGGAUGGAAGAGGGAGAGUUUUCAGAAGCGCGGGAAGAUCUGGCAGCUCUCGAAAAAGACUAUGAAGAGGUCGGAAUUGAUUCAUUGGAGGGUGAAGGUGAAGGCGACGGCGAAGAGUAUUGA
Messenger RNA from Acanthocheilonema viteae, 1389 nucleotides. The record is from the annotation of a GenBank genome assembly. Lineage: Eukaryota; Metazoa; Nematoda; Chromadorea; Rhabditida; Onchocercidae.